Molecule: messenger RNA, 1042 nt
Organism: Oryzias melastigma (Indian medaka)
Lineage: Eukaryota; Metazoa; Chordata; Actinopteri; Beloniformes; Adrianichthyidae
Gene: tmem86b
Product: transmembrane protein 86B
Exons: 3
Coding region: 149-892 (247 amino acids)
Cellular component (GO): membrane
Source: RefSeq, a predicted model, not a curated record
GACUAUUAGACAUAGUGGAGGAUUGAGACGAGGGCUACAUCUGGAGACGGUUGAACCAGAACGACAACAGCAGAGGAAAAACUCUAAAACAAGACGCUCUUAUCUGACCGAGACACCUGCUGGAGCUGAAACCUGAGGGAGGGAGGAGAUGGACAUCCUGGAGACACAUGCUUACGACAAGAGGAAGAGGAGAAACAUGUCCUGUGCUCUCUUUGUCUCCCUCUUGCCGUUCUUUCUGUCCUCUGCUCUGUACUUGUAUUUGUGGACUCCUGACACCAAAGCGUCGCUCAUGACAGCAGGCGUCAAAUCAGCACCGGCGCUCCUGUUAGCUGCCGUGGUGCUGAGCUGGAAGGGAGGUCAGAGUGUCAUGGGUGUGGCGGGCGGACUGGUCUUCUCUGCGGUUGGAGACUGCUGCUUGGUGUGGCCUGAGCUUUUCCUGCACGGAAUGGGAGCUUUUGCUGUGGCUCAUCUUCUCUACUCUCUGUCCUUCCUGUCCAGUCGCUACACAGCGUACACCUCCUCCUUCACACGCUUCCUAUACCUGAUCCUGACGGUAUUCGGAGGAGGUUUCUACAUCUAUCUGUUCCCGUUCCUGCAGAAGGCGCCAGACUCUCACCUCCUAACUCCAGGGGUGGGGAUCUACAUCCUGUUAAUCGCACUAAUGGCAGCUUUAGCGUUCCGAACUCAUCAUGUUCCAACGCUCUUAGGAAGCUUGUCCUUCGUGGUGUCCGAUGUCUCUUUAGCUCUGCAAGUUUUCAAUGUGGUGCAGCCAUGUCAAUACGGACACAUGGUUGUAAUGGUGACCUAUUAUUUGGCCCAGUUAUUGAUUGCUGUGGGAGAUGUGAAGGCAGAGGAGAACACGGAUGACUUUUCUAAGUGGAAGAGAUCCUAGACUGACAAGAAAAUAUAUUUAAAGCAACGGGUCGAUAUUUAUUUUUUGUGAUUUUUUUAAGUGUAAUUUUUUAAGAUUUUUGAUGCUAAUUUUUAAACUGUCAAAUUGAUGUAUGAUGUAACAUAUGAAUAAAUAAUAAUAAUUUCUUAA